This is a messenger RNA of Durusdinium trenchii, 672 nucleotides long. Lineage: Eukaryota; Dinophyceae; Suessiales; Symbiodiniaceae. The record is from the annotation of a GenBank genome assembly.
GCGUUCCUGCGCCGGCAGCGCCGCAGCCACGGUCAAUGUUGGCAGCAGCAGCACAGAGAUCAGUGCCAACCAGGUCUUGGCACAUGAUGCCACCUUCACAUCCAGCUGCAACUCAGUGAACUCUGGCUACUCGGGAACCAUCGUGGGCACCUGCUACUUGGGCACCAUCGUCCUGAACGCCACGGAUUGCCAUCCAUCGCCCUGCGGAACUGGAAGCACCGUGACCGUGCAACUGGCAGAGCUUCGCAGCGUCCACGCCUCUCAGGCGUGGACUGCGCACGAGGCCAGCUACUCAACGACCUGCAGUGCGGAGAAUAGCGACUUCUACGGAGACUUCCAGGUCACCUGUGCCUAUGGAGAGCUCAGCGCUGAUAUGUCGACUUGUAUUGAGAACCCAUGCCUCAACACGUCCUUCGUGGAGGUGGACGUGGGUGGUGUGCUUGCUACACGAUCCCCUCCCUCCGAGGUGGUGCAUGGCAGCACCUGGACCGCCAAGUGUGAUGAGGUGAACUGGGACUUCGCAGGUGAUGUGCAGAUGUGGCCCGGAUGAAUCACUUAGGAUUUCAGUUUCGGUUCACUAGCAAUAGCCUCCAACCUACUAGCAAUGGCUUCCAACCUAAUAGCAACGACCUCCAACCUAAUAGCAAUGGCCUCCAACCUAAUAGCAAUGGC